GGAAAUGAACCCUGCUCUUGGGCCCAGACUACCCCGUUGUGUAUUGAGGCUGCCUUGGGGGCAUGUCUCUCUGAACGGCGUUCAUGGUGGGAAGAAGGAAGGAUCCUGGCUCUUCUCUGGCUUGCAUGGAGCAGCGUCCCCUGGCUAGAACUGCCUUUGCUUUGCCCCAGCGAAGGUGUCCCUUUCUGCAGCCCUCUGUGAUCUGUGGUUGUUGCUGCAAUCCUGGCUCAGAGCCUCUGCUGACUGCUGCGUUUGUGUGACUAGCUGCGGCCAGCGCCCUCCAAGAUCAUUUCUUUCUCUUUUUUGCAUCCAGCUUUAGCCUUUGAAGUCGCCAUGCAAGGACGAACUAGAAGCUGAGAGGUGUUAUCUGGAGGGUGUGUUACGCUGCCAUCCUUCCUGGGUAAAAUGCAACAUCAUGCAUGCUGGCGUCCUUCCUUCCCUGCUCUACACACAAGCAACUGGGAGCGGCUGCAUAGCCACUAAGGCGCUUCCGUGACGAUGUUGGCUGCUCUUUUACUGGCAGUCCUUCAGAUCGUCCUUCGGUCGGAUGCCUUUCUCUGCCCUGAGAAAUGCAAGUGUGUUCCCAGUAAUGCCAUCCACUGCUCCGGUGCGGUCCUCACGGGCCUGGCCUCCCUGGGUCUGCCGACCAGCCUGAUAGAGAUCCAGCUCUCUCACACCCGCAUAAGAGCCCUGACGGAUGAUGUUUUCUCCAAUAUGACUGUUCUGGAGCAUCUCAGUUUGUCUUCAAACCAGCUCGCUGUGAUUUCGCCAGGAGCAUUUAAAGACCUGAUAAAGCUGAAGAGCCUGAGGCUGUUGGACAACAAGGUAGUUCAGCUUCCCCCCGGGGUGUUUGAUCAAAUGACGAACCUCCAGCAAUUGAUCCUUGAAGAAAACCAGCUGAGACACGUGGAGGGAAGUCUGUUUGACAAGCUGGUCAAUUUGCAAGAGCUAUUUUUGAACAAGAACAAUCUCACGGAGCUUCCUGAAGGAUUGCUGAGGCGCCUUGUCAAGCUCAAGUUACUGAGCUUAUCCCGAAACUCUCUGUCAGUCCUGCCUAGAAAUAUAUUUAGCAAGUUAACCAAGCUGGAGAAGCUGCUUCUGUAUAUGAACAGGCUGACUUCAAUAGACGCUGACGUGUUCGAUAACCUCGGGGAGCUAGUGCAACUCCAACUGUAUAGAAAUAAUAUUCAGUCCAUCGCCCCUGGUGCCUUUCGCCAUCUCCUUAAACUGAAAUCACUAUCGCUGUCCAGAAACAAGCUGCAGUCCCUGCCUCACGGGCUUUUUCUGCAUUUAAACAAUUUGACUGUUCUGUCCUUGCAUAGCAAUCCACUGGGAUCGCUUCCAGAAAUACUGUUUGGAGAAAUGAGGCAGCUUCGGAGUCUGCGGUUAUAUGAAACUCAACUCACGGCCCUCCCAGACUAUGUCUUCAGUAACCUGACAAAUCUGGAGCUCCUGGUGCUGACUUCAAACCCCAAGCUCACCGUUCUGCCAAGCAACGUGUUCAGUGGUCUCGAGCGCCUGGUCAAUCUGUCCCUGCAUACAAACAACAUCUCUCAUCUGCCAGGCGGCCUCUUCCGGGGCCUUCGGAGCGUGCAGGAGAUUUCCCUUCAUGGCAACCCGAUUGCAGUUCUUCCUGGAAACCUCUUCCACCAUCUCGGCAAACUUCAGAAAAUUUACCUAAAUAGUACCAGGCUGCAGUCCCUUCCCGGAGACUUCUUUAUGUCCUUACCCCAGCUCCAAGAGGUCUGGCUUGACAACAACCCCUGGAAAUGCGACUGCCACAUAAGUGGACUUGCAGGGUGGCUCCAAAAGAACGUGGACUUGGUAGAGAGAGGCAGGUUGAUCACCUGUGACAGCCCGUUCGCCCUCCAGAACUCGUCUCUCUUGGCCCUGGAUCAACACUUCCUCUGCCUGUCCCCCACGGCCCUCGCACACCUCGCCUCUGAGAGCUCGUCUCGCUCGCAGGCCUCGUCUCCUCCUGUGACGUCCUCUCCGAGGCCCGGCACUGCUGCUGUGCCCCCCACACACUCCCGUUUGUCUCUGCCAGUUAAUACUGAAUUUGUCGACUUUUCUUUUUCCAGUGGUGAAGAGAUAGAUCAGUCAGGGUUUUAUCCCAUGGAGAAUCCCACCCAACGCCCAGGCAGCAUGGUGGAAAGCAUCGCCAGCAUGGGAGAGGUGAUUGCAAGGCCUUCCCCUUCGUACACAAGACCACAGGACCGCCGCAGCACUCAGCUGGGUUUUGACCUCACAGUUCCUCGUUGCCAAAUGUAUUUGUGCCUUUAUGUUUUGGCUUUAACGGUACAAGCUGUAGCCAUUGGGACCACCUUGUACAUGGCUGGUAACAUCGGGUGGCUUCUGUGUAGUAGCAACGCCUCUGUCCAGUCUGUUGAACUGGUCAGAAUUAUUCCUCGUUAGCAAUACAGGUGAGGAGC
Messenger RNA from Alligator sinensis (Chinese alligator), 2432 nucleotides. RefSeq names its product platelet glycoprotein V. The record is from RefSeq and is a predicted model, not a curated record. Gene Ontology annotation, molecular function: protein binding. The transcript is spliced from 2 exons. Bases 499 to 2415 code for a protein of 638 amino acids. NCBI's taxonomy places the organism in Eukaryota, Metazoa, Chordata, Crocodylia, Alligatoridae.